UAUUUACCAUUAUGCGGCAGUACAAAAAGGAUCUGGCUAGUCUGAGGAUAAACUGGUUAUUAAGAAAGUUCCAGAGUCGAGGGAAAUGAGGUACCUAGUUAUUGGAGGGGGUGUGGCGGGGACAACUGUAGCUGAAAACCUUCACAUCUUCGAUCAGCACGCCGACGUGACCCUAAUCUCUGCAACAGAAACGGUCAAAAAAGUUACAAAUCUGGAGAAAACGGGCGAAGUAAUUAACACUUUUGAUGUGACCGACUCCACGCCUAGGGGCCAGUAUUACCAUUUUAUCUGUGGUGUGGUCACUGGGUGUGAUUUGAAACAACAGACUGUUGUCCUAGCGGAUGGAAGAUCAGUUUCAUAUGAUAAAAUGUGUAUAGCUACAGGAGCCCACCCUAAAGUGCUCUACCCGAACAAUGCCCACGUGGUAGGUGUACGGGACACAGAGAGUGUUCAGGAUUUACAGAACAGACUCAAACAUUGCAAACAUAUAACUGUGGUGGGUAACGGCGGAAUAGCGUCGGAACUGGUUUUUGCAGCUAAGCUAUGUCAUGUCAGCUGGGUUAUCAAGGAUCAGACCAUCUCGUCAGUAUUUGUUGACAGUGUUGCCAGCAAGUUUCUUUUGGACUCUUUACAGAGUAAAAGUGGUAGUAAUAAUGACAAUGACGAGAGCAGUUCAGUGUCAAAACGGCAAAUAUUUUCAACUAAAGUAACAGAUAAUAAGAGUUGUGUAAUGGGCUCUGCUUUAGGUCCAGAUUGGUAUAAAGGAUACUCAUUAGAUGGACCCUCGUCUUCUAAACAGCUUGAAAUAGAAUAUGGGUGUGAAAUUGUUAGCAUUGAUACUGACAGUAACGAUUUCAAUCUAAAUAUCAAAUUAACAAACAGUAAGACACUACAAUCAGACGUUUUAGUCAGCGCAACUGGUGUAAUUCCUAACUCUGAACUUUUCAAAGAUAAACUUGAAGUUUCGGAGCUAGAUCACGGUAUAAUAGUAAACAAGAGAAUGCAGACAAAUGUACCCAGUGUGUUUGCUGCUGGUGAUAUUUGUAGUAUCCCCUGGAGGGAAUGUGAGAAUUGGAAGCAGAUGAGGUUAUGGACUCAAGCAAUGCAGCAGGGAUUUUAUACUGCUCGCAGCAUGGCUGCCUCUGAAGACGAUCUCAUCGAGCCAGACAUGUCGUUUGAGUUAUUUACACACUCGACUAAACUGUUUGGGUUUAAAGUGAUAUUGUUGGGGAGGUUUCAGGAGUGGGAGGGGUGUGAGUGUUAUUUUAGGAUUACUGAAGGAGUAGAGUUUGUUAAACUUGUUCUUACCAAUGGUAGGAUACAAGGUGCUCUCCUCAUCGGAGAAACUGAUCUGGAAGAGGUUAUGGAAAAUUUGAUACUCAAUCAAAUGGAUAUUUCACAGCUAGGCGAAAGCAUUUUAGAUCCAAACAUUGAUAUUGAAGAUUAUUUUGAUUGACGUUUUGUUACUGAUUGAUGCUAUCUUUUUAACUUGUUUUGAGUUUAUGUUAAAUUUCAGAUUUUCUUUGGUUUAUUUAGAAACACAUAUUGUAUUUUCAUUCAAUUUUCUGAAUUCGAGCAGUUUGA
This is a messenger RNA of Bolinopsis microptera, 1584 nucleotides long. RefSeq names its product pyridine nucleotide-disulfide oxidoreductase domain-containing protein 1-like. Bases 86 to 1456 code for a protein of 456 amino acids. The record is from RefSeq and is a predicted model, not a curated record. Gene Ontology annotation, molecular function: flavin adenine dinucleotide binding; oxidoreductase activity. NCBI's taxonomy places the organism in Eukaryota, Metazoa, Ctenophora, Tentaculata, Lobata, Bolinopsidae. The transcript is spliced from 2 exons.